AGAUAGAUGAGUUGGAGCAUCAUACUUGUGUUAUUUAACUGUGCAGCUCAUUAAUAAUGAAAUGAAGGUAGAGGAGAAUAUAUAACAAGGAAGAAGUGCCUGAAGUCUUCAGUUAACAAGUGUAGACCUCUCAAUAUGGCCUCAAGCAUGGAACAGCUUCCUCCAAGUUACAGGAGACGAGAUGAACCGGAUUUCAAUCUAAGAGAAUGGGCUCUGAAAGCUCGUAUUAGCAGGGAGAGUACUAAGUCAAGAAGGUAUUCAGCUUCAAAUAUCACUAGUUUCAGAGAAGAUGCUAGGUCUUUUAGAUCAAACGCAACCAUCGCAACCAUCUCUAGCACUGUUUCUUCCCCUGGUUACACCUUAAAAGAUGAGAUUGACCCAUCCACUUACACGUUCACAAGUGCUCUCAAAGCUUUGCAGACAAAAUCAGGAUAUGGUUAUGGUUGGGAAUGCUUGUCACCUGAUGGUUUUGCUCUAAACUCUAAGUGGAAUGAAGCAGAGAAGUAUAUCUGCAACCCACUUUCAGGAGAAUUCCCAAAGGAGUGCUUAUCUGCCAAAACUCUAAGUGGAAGAUCAUUUCCUACUUUAACAAGUAGAUUCACUGUGUCUGGGCCUCUUGUUUACUCCUACCAUAGUCGCCUACCUCAAACCAAGCCUACCACAACACAAGAAGAUGAAACUGAAUUUCCAAAUCAAGACAAGAAAAUGGAAAAUAUGAAUACUGUACAUGUGGGCACUCAAAGUACACCACCUGAUCUCAGCUCAAGUAGUCCAAGCCCAACUUCAACACCUUCCAUUAAAGAGAGACCAUUGAAGUCCUGUGAAGGUGAAGGGGGAGAGUCACCAAACUUCAGCUCAAAACCCAAAUCAGAGGAAGAUCAGAUAGAAGUGAAAGAAUCCAUGGAAGAAACAGAAGAAGGAAAGAAAGAAGAGAGAGAGGAAGAGGAGGAGAAGGAAAAGUGCAAAUGGAGGCAAGGAGGUUGCUUGUCGUGGAGGAGUUUGUGGAGGGGAAGAAGGCAGAGAAGUAAACAAAGACCCAGAUGGCUGGUUUUUUUUGGAAAGAGGAAUAUAUCUAAAAAAGUAGGGAGUGAGAAUUGAAAAAGAAGCUGGGCGGGGGAGAAAGAAAGAAAGAAUUGGGAUUGAGGAGAUUCCAUUAUUCCUUUCUUUCUCUUUUUCAGCAAAAGAUUUUGAAAGUUAGUGGACAGGGAAAUUAAGGGCAAUCAUGAUAGUGCAGAGGUGAAAGGUGGCCUUAUUUUUUGUCUAGUCUAGUUAUGUUUGGCUGUCUGUUUUUUUGGUAAAAUGCUGUGGCUGUCUGUUGUGGGCACUGAAAGCUGACGGUUCACAUGCAAAUGGUAGAGCUUUGGAAGGAAUCUCUCUCUCUCUCUCUCUCCCUCUCUCUCUCUCUCUUAUAUGUGUCUGUGUAUAAGUUCAAAUUUUCAAAAUGUAGACUUGAUGUUUGACUGA
Molecule: messenger RNA, 1464 nt
Organism: Macadamia integrifolia
Lineage: Eukaryota; Viridiplantae; Streptophyta; Magnoliopsida; Proteales; Proteaceae
Exons: 5
Coding region: 136-1098 (320 amino acids)
Source: RefSeq, a predicted model, not a curated record